AUGGAAAAGGCAACCCCCCUCGUCAAUUCGUCCAUGCUCCCCCAGUACCGCGGACAGACGGUCCGCGUCAUUGGCAAAAUCACAAAGCUCCACGGCCACACGCUCCUCAUCCAGACGUCGGACCUGGGCAACGUCGAAGUCAUCCUCAACCCGGAUACCCACCUCUCCGGCAGCGGAUACGUCGAAGUCAUCGGCAAGGUCUCCGAGGGCAUGGACGGAGAGAGCACCAUCCGCGAGUUCACCACGGUCGCAUUUGGUGAAAAGCUUGACCUCGAUCUCGUCGAAAAAGUCAUUCAGAUCUCCCAGCACGUCCCGCACCUCUUCACCGAGGCGGCAUAG
Molecule: messenger RNA, 339 nt
Organism: Pseudozyma flocculosa PF-1
Lineage: Eukaryota; Fungi; Basidiomycota; Ustilaginomycetes; Ustilaginales; Ustilaginaceae
Exons: 4
Coding region: 1-339 (112 amino acids)
Biological process (GO): double-strand break repair via homologous recombination; DNA replication; mismatch repair
Cellular component (GO): site of double-strand break; DNA replication factor A complex; nucleus
Molecular function (GO): damaged DNA binding; single-stranded DNA binding
Source: RefSeq, a predicted model, not a curated record